Molecule: messenger RNA, 1080 nt
Organism: Pochonia chlamydosporia 170
Lineage: Eukaryota; Fungi; Ascomycota; Sordariomycetes; Hypocreales; Clavicipitaceae
Product: arginosuccinate synthetase
Exons: 13
Coding region: 1-1080 (359 amino acids)
Biological process (GO): urea cycle; L-arginine biosynthetic process
Cellular component (GO): cytoplasm
Molecular function (GO): argininosuccinate synthase activity; ATP binding
Source: RefSeq, a predicted model, not a curated record
AUGGCGCCAGAACGUGUUUGCCUCGCCUACUCAGGUGGUAACGCCAUCUAUGAGGACCGAUACCUGCUCGGAACAAGUCUCGCCCGCCCGGUCAUCGCCAGGGCGAUGGUCAAGGUUGCUAAGGAGAAUAAUUGCACGAUCCUAAGCCACGGAUGUACUGGCAAGGGUGUUCCUGACUCCGAACUUACUUCCUCUCCCAGUCAAGUCCGCUUCGAGCUGGCAUGGAAGGCCUGCGACCCGAUCCUAAAGGUUCUGGCCCCCUGGCGCAUGCCUGAGUUCUAUAACCGAUUCGCAGGGCGUGCGGAUCUCCUUAAAUUCGCCGAGGAGCAGAACAUCCCCGUUAGCUCGACUCCCAAGGCGCCCUGGUCCAUGGAUGACAACAUCAUCCACUGCAGCUACGAGGCUGGUAUUCUCGAGCAAACGGAGAAAGAGCCCCCGAAGGACAUGUGGAAGCGCACAGUUGAUCCGAUGACAGCUCCCGAUAAACCCACACCCUUUACUGUCCACUUUGCCAAGGGCGUUCCUGUAAAGCUUGAGGUUGAGGGCAAGGUCAUCACCGGGUCCCUGGAGAUCUUUAAGGAGGCAAACGAGAUCGGCCGGGCCAAUGGCAUCGGACGUGUCGACAUCGUCGAGUCGAGGUUUAUCGGCCUGAAGAGCAGGGGCUGCUACGAUACCCCAGGCCUCACCAUUCUCCGCCAGGCUCACCUGGACCUAGAAGGCCUUGUCAUGGAUUCUAAGGUCCGCGCCAUUCGUGACCGUCUCUCGCACGACUGGUCCACCGCUAUCUACAACGGUAUGUACUUCACGCCCGAGCGUGAGUUCGUUGAGCACGCUAUAAAGUUCUCGCAGCGCCAGGUCGAUGGUAAGGUCGACCUCGUCGCUUAUAAGGGCUGCGCUUAUGUCGUCGGCCGCUCCAGCGAGACUUCUAAUCUCUACUCCGAGGACGAGAGUAGCAUGGAUACGCUGGAUAUGGACUGGACGCCGCAGGACACGACCGGCUUUAUCGCCAUCCAGGGCAUUAGGAUCCAGAAAUACGGCGAGCGUAAGAUCAAGGAUGGCGAGCCUCUCACCCGUGUCUAG